CCUUUCGUGUCCAGUCAACAGAUGGCAGCACCUUCAUGUACACAAGAGUCUCCAGCGGUGACCAAUAUGCGCCACAAUUUCGGUCUAUUUUAUGACUGAUGGGGUCUUCUGAGGUCCUAAUCACAGCCCGAAGUCAACUGGAAGGUGCUGCUGUGAUGGGUGCAAAGAGAUAGUUGACGACUCAAAUGCACGACAAGCAAAAUGGAUGCUGGAUUGAGCGAGGAGGAGUUGCUCAUCCGGGCCAGGGAGGAGCGUGCAGCCAUCGUCGGCCGGUACGAUCUUGGCCGCGAAGAAGGGGCUAUCAUAGAUCCAUGGGAAGACCCAGAAUUCGAGGUCUAUCACACCACAGACAGAUAUGGCUUUAUACAUGACAACAGGCUGCCUCAGUCCCGUUCCAAGGAGGAGGAGAAGAGACUGGAGAUCGAAAUGUCCAGGAUACCCAAGUGGACAAAGAUGAUAAAGUCGUGGGAAAAAUAUUGGGACAAGGAGAAGUUCUUCAAACGCGUCUACAAAGGGAUUCCUGACCGGUUUCGGGGCACUGUGUGGGCCAAGCUGCUCUACCUCGAGCAGAUCAAGGAGGAGCAGAAAGGGAAAUAUGAGGAAAUGAGAAGACUCGGACGCAAGUGGUCCACGGAUGUACGACAGAUUGACUUAGAUGUUAACAGAACCUACAGAGAUCAUUCCAUGUUUCGUAAAAGAUAUGAUGAGAAGCAACGGCAACUCUUUCAUAUUCUUGUUGCAUACUCAAUGUACAACCAAGAAGUGGGUUACUGCCAAGGUAUGUCCCAGAUUGCUGCGUUGCUACUCAUGUACCUGAAUGAAGAGGACGCGUUUUGGGCCCUCUCGGCUCUCAUGUCCUCCCCCAAGUAUGCCAUGCAUGGUUUCUUCAUUCCCGGAUUCCCAAAGCUUUUGCGGUACCAGCAGCACCAUGACAAAAUCCUGGAAAAAUUCUUGCCAAAGCUUAAGAAGCACUUGGAGAGAAACUGCAUUGAUUCUGGCUUAUAUACCCUCAAAUGGUUCUUUCAGUGCUUUCUAGACAGGGUGCCAUUUACCUUAACACUGAGGCUGUGGGACAUCUUCCUGUUGGAGGGUGAGCGUCUCUUGGUGGCCUUUGCUUACUGUAUCCUCAAAUUGCAUCGUCGUCAGAUCACACGCCUUGACAUGGAUCAAAUUUUAGAUUAUCUUCAGAAAAAAUUAGAGAAGAAUUUUGGUUAUGAAGACGACUAUGUGAUAGAGAGUUUAGAGAAGGCCAUGGAGGAGCUGAAGAAGGCAAAGCUCGACCAUCCCGGGGCACCACCCGACAACGAGCUGCCGCAGCAACCUUUUGGCAUGUUCAUAGAGCCCUCGGUUGAGAAGGAGUCAGGGAUCCGGCGAGGCUUCACGGAAGAGGAGCGGCUCAUCACGGAGAAACUGAUGAAGCGGACGGAGACCAUCGGCAUCAAUGGCUCGCAUCUCUCUGUUGACCGCGGGUCGCGGUAUUCACUGGAGUGCAGCAUUGAUGAAGUGAGCAGCCUGGGUGGGGUCGGAGGGUCCCGGGCCUCCCUUGCCAACACAUCUCUUACCUCAGCGGCGGACCUCUCCACCCUCUCCUCGGUCACCCUAGCCAGGCGUGGUGACAUGGACGCAGCCUCCAUUCAGUCAGGUCGCUCCCUCAUCUCUCCAGACACCCGCUCCGUGCAGUCAGUGCGCUCCCCAAGGUCUCCCACAGAGAAGUUCAGACACUCCAACAACCAUUCGCCAUCCCAGUCGCUGCCUACGCAGACCAAUGGUGAUGUUCACAGUGAUGCAAGGUCAAUUCAAAGUGAAGGUGAAGUCGUGCAUAAUGGCUUGGCGGGUAGCCCCCCGCACAGCCCAUCUACCCCAAGGCCGUCCUGUUUGUCUGUGAGUCAGACGACCUUGCAAGAUGGUGAGGCCCUGCAAUCUGAGCCCGCUACGCCUAAGGCCACGGAGACACCUGACACAGUACGUAUCUUCGUGCCAUACUCAGGGAACACAGAAUCAACAGCAUCAAAAUCUCAAGCCCCAAGAACUCCUCCGCCUGCAGGAGAAAACCCCAAAUACAUUACUUCGAGCCCCGACGAUCCCAAUAGGAUCACCAUUCGCGUCGACAGGGACGAAGCUCUCUCCUCCCCGAGAGGGCUGUCUUCGGGACCAAAUACCUCCUCGCGAAAUUUUGCCGACUCCCAAGAUCUUCCCUCCCAAAGCUUCUCGUCAUCAGUUCUGGACGAUUCGUCAGAUCUCUCCACCACACUUCAGGAGACGAGCUUCACACAGGACAUCUCUCCACGGAUGAGACCUUCCUCAGCCCCCAUAUCUCCUUCACUGCCGAAGCUGCAGACAGCUCGAUCCCGCCCCAUCACGCUAGAUAGUCCAGAGUACAGUGAAGGUCUCUUAUAAGUACAAGUUCAGCAUCCUGGGCUUCUGACUCCGAGCUUGGUUGGUUAUAUAUGUAUAUAGCUAUUGGUACACUGGACUUGUAGAAAAGAUUAUAAAUUUGAGUUUAUUUAGAAUACUGAAUUAAAUUUUAUUGUAAGAAUAAAAGUCAGCAAUAUGAAUACAGAUAUUACUGUUGUCUGCUGUUUGAAAGUUCUCAGAUCUGUGUAAAUUGACACUUUUUGCCAGAGUAGAGAGAAGUCCAAGUCAUGUUAAAACAUUGUUGGUUGAAGUGUGAGUGAUCAAGUGUGUGUGUAUGUGCGGGUGACUGUAAGAGCUGCAGGCUCAUUAUUAGUAAGUGUACUUAAUAGAAUUGGUGUUUCUAGAUGAUCUGUCACUCCUGUUAUUAGAGAGCCAAUUCUAGGAUAUUUUUGUAUGACUCCUGUUCUAGUCUUCCUUAUUUUUCCCCUUUCCUCUUGGUGAUUGGCCAGUAGGUCUAGGAGGGCAAAGCAGAGUUGCAGCAACCCGCAGGGCCCCCACGACUGUUAAUACUAACAUGGUGGUGUGACUGGCUUAAGCAAUGUACACAGUUAUGCCAUCAACCCAGUUUCGUCAACUUUGCCAACCAAGGUCAAGGUCAAACGAAUGGCCUUAUUUUUGUAGGUUCCAGUGUUUGCUAGCUGUGUGAGGUCUAGGAUGUAAAUCCCUAGUUUUAUUUUUCCCUCUUUUUUUAACCCUUUUUUAUUUGUUAACAGAUAUAAUUUUCAUUGUGGACGUUGUUGGUUUUUAAUUUUCUUUUAAUGCAACAUUCCAGAUGUGUUGUUAGAAUUGUAUAUGCUGUGUUAAAACAGCUGGCGUUUCCAUGAUUCUAUACAGUAUGCUUUUUAUGGGUCCAGUCAGCAGAUGUACUAUUAUCGUGGUAUAGUAACUUGUUUUAUUUUAACGUCCCAGUUUAAUUCUCCUUCGAGUAUCAUUUAGUGGAACCGCGCCUUCAUCAAGCAUAUAUUUGGAGACUGGAUGCGGAAAUAGAAAUACUCAAAUACUCAAUGUGCCUCUGUGCAAUAAUUCCAAAAUUCAAGGGAGUGAAUUCAGGAGCCCAUUUGGUAAAGGCCUCAACGUAGAUAGCAAUGGCAGCAAAAAAGAAAACAAGAAAAAAAUGCUCAUUAUCCCAUUGUAUUUGCAUCUUUUAGUAUUUAUUUGUAGAUGUUUCUUCAGGCAUAAAUCUUGCUGUGUGAUAAGCGUGUGAGUGCUUCGUGUAUAUAUAUAAAUAUAUAUAUCGAGAAUAAGUCGGAGGGGAAGCAGGGCAGGAGAUGGACCAUGCACCAAAGGCCUUUUUCAGUGUCGAGCGCAAGGGUGCCUGUGACAAGUGGUCGUUAAAUGCUUUAUAUUUUAUUAUUAUUAUAAAUUUUUUCAAGACUUAGGUUUUACAUAUUUUUGCUCUCUUUUUAAAAUAUUUCUUCCCUCCCCCCUUUUUUUCAUUAUUCUUUUUUUGUAUUUGGAUAAUUUAUUUGUAUUGAUCUUUCUCUCUUGUUUUUUGUUGUUGUUUCCUAAAGCCUACUUAAGCAAUCCUGAUGAUUAGUGAGACUUUUGUCAUGCUUUUGUAUCUUAGAGAAUAGAUUAAUGUUGUCUACAUUGCCUACUGAAGAAACAAAAACCAUAUCUGUUUCUUUUUUAACACAAUAACCCUCUCUUUUUAUUUUAUUGACAAUACUUUGAAGCAGUAUUAUGUACUCAAGUACAUUAUUCUCAUAAUAUGCAAGGAAAGUAAUUUAAGUGGCACAUCAUAAGAUAAAGCUGUAGAAUGUUUUUGUAAUUUCAUAUUGGACUGUAUUUUUUUACCAUUCCCAGUCAAAGAGUGAAAAAACGUUAAUGACAUGUACAGUAUAUGUAUGUACAUGUAUCACCUGCAUUUUGCUGGUGUGGAUGAUAGAUGUGCAUGGUGGAGGUCCAAAGUCAUUGUGACAAUAUACGUGCAUCUAAUCAGUUAAAUGGUAUCACUGUUUUCUGGCUCUGUAAUGGUGUAGUUGUAUGCCCUUGUUUUCUUUUUUUUUUUCUUUUUUUUUUUUUUUUUUGAGCUCAAAAGGCUUGAAUAUCCUGUUUUUUAGCAUUUUUUAUGUUGUUAUAUUUUUCUUAAAAGCCAGGAAACACUGAGAAGUUUGCAUCUCUUCUGAUUACUAGUUGGAAAAUAGGGUCCAGUAACUCAGCACCUUGGAUGAAUUAACUAAAACCUGUACGUAGAGACGUAUAUAUAUCCAGUGAGAGAGUAAGUGAUGGAGAAGGGUCGAAUUACACUCGCCCAGUGAUUUCCGUAGAAUAUGCACAAUCGAUUGAGCCUGAAUAUCAAAUGCUGUUUUUAAUUUUCCAUAUUGUGGAGUAGAGACACAAAAUCAUCACUUAUUAUCUCUUGUGAAGUUAGGCCUCAUGGAAACUUGCUGUUAGUGAUAAAAACACCAGGUUGACGCAGGCUAGGUCAAUGAUGAUAGCCAGUGAUAGUUCGGAUUCCCUGCACGUAAGUCAUUAUGUAACACCUUCACUUGUAGUUCACAAUAUGGAGGAUAAAUGAAUGUAAACUAGACUAAAUAUUUGGAUAUUUGGAUAGCAAUAUUGUUGCAGGCACUCAUGUGAUAAUUUUAUGUUGGUAAAGAAACGUUUGGGUAAGUUUCGUCUACAGUGCAGUCUUGUAACAUAACAUGCAUAUGUAACUUUAGGUAAAAAGUUGUUGUUAAGUAUUAAGAGACAGCAAAUGUCAGUUAUGUGUCAUCACAUCACAACAACGGAGGCAGCUGAAAAUUUAAUUGUUA
Penaeus vannamei (Pacific white shrimp) is the source of this 5174-nucleotide messenger RNA. It is a transcript of the gene RN-tre, whose product is annotated as Related to the N terminus of tre oncogene. Lineage: Eukaryota; Metazoa; Arthropoda; Malacostraca; Decapoda; Penaeidae. The record is from RefSeq and is a predicted model, not a curated record.